AUGCCACCUGAGUUGCCACCGUUGGCAAGCCCACACAGCCAGUGGCGAACACUCGAAGGCCAGGUGUGGGAGACUGUCCAGAACCCAGAUCUGUUGGGAGCAACUUCAGAGUUGGUUGCCCACCUUCUUGAUCAGGUUGAGCAGGGCAGCUUAGGUUGGUGGCUGUGCCAAGAGAUCUUGGCCCUCCAACGUUCUUUUGACUUGACUUUGCUCUUGCUUGUUGCUCGGGGCUUUGAAGUUUUGUGCAAAUCGCAGCCACAGGGGCACAGGCAAAUGCGAGUCACAUCUUGCAACAUCACUUCUUGGAGGCCAGAAGUCAAGCAAUGGUUUUCAGCUCAAGGGGAUGUUAUCUUGAUUCAGGAGCACCAUCUUUUGGAGUCCCAAGUUGUUGCUGAAAUUUCGUCUAUGGCUGCCAUGGGCUUUGACUCCUUCCUUGUGCCCGCAGCCCCUGGGGAAGGCCAGUAUACCAACCAAGGUUGUGGCUACGUGGCGGUGACGCUACGCACACAAGGGGCUGACUUGACAGUAGUUAGCCUGUACCUCCAGUCUUCCUCCGGCUUCGGGUCCCCGGUCAACUCUGACAUCCUUGCAUCUCUGCGCGCAAUUCGUCAAUCUGUGAGGGGCCCAAUCCUGAUAGGUGGAGACUGGAACUCGCCUUUGAAGGAUUUGUUGGACACUUCCAUUUUUCAAAGUUUGUCCCUGGAACCAAUUGGGCCCAACGAAGCCACCUGUGGUGACAAUGAGCUUGAUUUUCUGGCUGUAUCACACUGCCUGGAAGGUUUGCUCCGGGUUGAUGCCUCCUGGGAUGUUCCUUUCAAGCCACAUGCAGCAAUCCAAGUUGCCCUUAAUGUGGGCGCUUUCCAGCUCACCACUCCACAGCUUCCCUCCUUUGUGCUUUCCUUCAGGGAAGAACCGCUUGAUUACAUACAGGUUGAGGAGACCCUCGCCUCUUUGCCAGAUACCACCUUGUCGGCUGACCCCCUGAGCAAUCGACUGGCUUCCAUUUCCAGUUCGGUUGAGCGCAGUCUUUUGCAAUCGUCCCAGGGUAUUGGUCGCCAACUCCAAGUUGAAUUCCUCCAGCUGUUCCUCGCAUGUCCCAGUUCGCAUGGGAAGGAGUAUUUGCCGCAGAUCCUGGACCACUGGCAAGGCAACUCGGAGGAGGCUGUCUCCUUUCUUUCUACGCUCCAGGCCUGUCUCUCGGAGCAGGCUGCUGUUCCCGAGCCCGUCCAGCAAUUAUUGCAGGAGCAAUUUCUGCUGGCCUCUAAAGUUCACCAGGAGGCCCAGACCAAGUCGUACAGGUCGUGGUUACAGGGAGCCCAAGAAAAAGGGAUGGCUCCCCUUUUCAAGACGAUCAAAAAAGGUGAAAUAACCACUGCACGUCCCUUCCGGGAUCUGUCCGCAGAGGUUCGCGCCCUGGCUAGAACCAAACUAUGGCUCCGCACUUGGAAAGGCGUACUUAGAGUUGAGGACCUUCCUCCUCUUCCACACGUAGAGCAACAGGCUCGCGGGAAACUACGGGAACUGGCUGCUCAGCAGGUAGCUACCCUGAGCCCCAUUUCCCCGGAACAGCUGCAACAAAGGUUCUCCAAAGGCAGGGUCACUGCCCCAGGACCGGAUGGCUGGAGCAAGUCCCUUCUCAAGAAACUGACUUGGCCAAUGCUUCAGGACAUCGCUGAAUUUUAUCAGGAGCUCGAAAGAGGCCUCCGAGUCCCGCAGCAGUUUCUCCUGACACAAGUUUGUAUGCUGCCCAAAUCGGCUACGGCUGAGAGACCUAUCUCUUUAACUCACGUUUUGUGGCGGGACUACUGCAGAGCCAGGUGGUCCCUGAUCCAAGAGUGGACGGUCUCCUACCAGGCCCUGGCUCCUUGGGAUGCCGCAGUGCCAGGUCGAACAUCUCUAGACAUCGGCAUUCGCCGGUUGCUGUGGGCCGAAGCCUCCCGAACUCAGUCCAAACACUUUGUAGGACUCUUUCUUGAUAUCAAAGGCUUCUAUGAUUGUGUAGUUUGGGCCUCGGUAGUCGACACCGGACUCCUGUUGCAGUUCCCACCUUUGCUUUUGGAGCUUUCCCUUCAAAUUUAUGGUGGGGACCUUCAGGCUACUGGCCUCACUCACAACAUCGACCAGUGGCUGGAUGACAUUUCGGCUGAUGUGGUUUCCUUGGAGAAAACCAAGUUUCUUUGCUCAGAUUCUGCCACCUCUCAAGUUCUUGCGCUUGCCACCUCUCUGGGCAGGCACAAGAAGGCGCAAGGCCGCCACAAGCUUGCUGGAGUGAAGAUUCCGAGUGUGCCGGGACAAAGCUGGGAUCAGAAACUCUCUGAGGCGAGGGAAGCAGCUUUGGCAAAGUGGCUAGGGAUUCUUGAAAGGUUCCCCGACGAUUUCGGUCUUUCUUUGUCGAUUCGGCUAGAUAAGGAGAACGGGCGAGACUCUGACUUGAAGUCGUCUUUGCAAGAUGUGUUUUCUCAAAAGGCGAGUGUCACGAUCUCAGGCCGUGCUGGGCCCCUUGCCAGGUACAUCAAGCACUGCCGAAGUUGCCAGGUUGUUCCUUUCCCUGUCACUGAAGCAGGGAUCUAUGCUUUCCUACAGGAUUAUGCAUCUCACGAGGCGCCCACUUUCGCCAGGAGUUUCUUGAGCAGCCUUGCUUUUGCAAAGUUCACUGUGAGCUUGAAAGUGAGUGAUGAAGUCUUCAGCCCCAGGGUCCGUGGGCUGUCGUCGAAGCUGUAUCUUGAAAAGAGGAAGACUCGGCAGAAGCCGUCGCUCAAAGUUGAUCAUGUGCGGAAACUGGAGGCCAUCGCUUCCGGCUCGAUCGUGCUAGAGCCUUCAGACCGGGUCGCUGCUGGCUUCUUCGUGUGGACCUUGUAUGCACGAGCGAGGUACUCGGAUGCCCAAGCUGCAGGUGCAAUGACUUGUGACUUAAGCGACACGCCGGACGGCACAGUCGGAUACCUGGAGUCCGCUGUUGAGCGAAGCAAGACUUCGUUCUCUCUGGAAAGAAAGGUCAGGUAUUUGCACAUGUUUGCUCCCAUCCAAGGUAUAGGUGAGGUGCCCUGGGGUGUCAAGUGGUUUGAGUUCUAUAAGGAGCAUGGGCCUCCUUUGGGGUCGGGCAAGCGCUUGCUUCCGAGCCCGCUCUCUGGCGGAGGGUGGCAAACAUCGCCGCUGGCGGUGGCGAGUGCCACGAAAUGGAUGAAGUCACUCUUGAUCCGUGCGGGUUGUGACAGGUCUUCCGUUGAACCGCUUGGGACGCAUAGUCUCAAGGCAACGACCUUGAGUUGGAGCGCCAAAUUCGGACUAUCCCGUGAGGUGAGAGCGGCCCUAGGCUACCACGCCAGGGGCCGUGAUGGGACCGAGCUCAUCUAUGGGAGAGACAACAUGUCUGCUCCUGUGCGCCAGCUGCAAGGGGUUCUGCUCGAGGUGUCGCGCGAAAGGUUCAUGCCGGACGCCACCAGGUCCGGUUACUUCGUGAAGCGCUUUGAAGAUCCAGAGGGGAUGCCCAUUCCUCCUGAGGAGGUCUUGUCGGAAUCUUCUUCCGAGGCCAGCGAGGAUGCCGAGGAUGUCGAUCAUGUAGCUGCGGAGGCGGCCACCGACGAAUUGGGAAGGCAAUGGGAGCCCGAUGCAGGCUUGCGUGCCGAGCUUGAAGCAGAGUGCAGUGAAAAGGAGUUUCUGAGCCACGAGGUGCGGAUUCGAGAGUGUUCUGAGGACUUUCAGCAAUUUGUAGGAGUUUCACUAGCUCGGUUCCUGCUCCUGACGAUGGCUAACUACUCUGAGAGUCAAUCGGUUCUGCAGUCGCGAUUGAGUGUCGUGGGUUUCGCAGAAGAUGACGUUCAGAAAAUCCUGCCAGAGGUGGGAAACUUGAGGAGGUUGGCGUUCAUUUCUUCUUUCACACCUGGUCAGACUGACGAGGGGCCGCUGAUGCAGGUGUUGAAAGACAUUCUGAAGCGAGACUUGACAAUUGCAGACAAGGCUAAUUGGCGUGCGGUUUACAAUGAAGCUUUUGCCAUUGUGACCGCGGAAAUGAAGCAGAGGAUUGAGAAGGCCGACCCAGAGUCGACCGUCAGGCCUUUGUCUCAGCCUGAGAGGUCUGAGAGGUACGAGCGGCAGGCCAAGAAGCUUGUCGGGAUUUCACUGAAAGGGCCUCUGGAGCCUGCCGAUGCACUUGUUGAUCUUGCUGUGGCUUCCUAUGAGGCAAAUGAGCUGAGGUACAUUCCGUGGGACCGGUGUGUGUCCAAGGAAGCUGAACUGGCUGGCGAGAAGAAACGCGAUGUCAGGUUCACUGUUGAGGAGUCUUCGGGAAAGCUUCGGAUCGAGCACAAACAGCCUGAUCUGGUUGCGGAUACUUCAUCGGAGAUUCUUGUUCAGCAGGCUCUCACCAGGAGAGCUUUGGCCAUGGAUCAGGCGAACCUGAUCGAGUUCAGUGUUGCUGAUAAGUGGACUCAACGCUUGAUGAAGGCCCGCAUGCAAGCGCCUGCGGAGCAUUUUGCCAGGCCCACUUGGAAGCAACUUGAGUCGGCAGAUCGGCAGCUGUUUGCCGAGCUUCGUGAUAAGACCAGGGCAGGAGUGCAGACUGUCGCAUCGGGUCGCCCGUUGGACACACUUCUGCCAGAUGCGAUGUACAUGAACGAAGUGUCAUGUUUAUUGCAACCUUUUCCGGCCCCUGCCCUAAAGGAUGUUCCCCAGAAGCCGGAUGCUCCCAAGUGGGAGAGGCCUUCUCCUUACAACAAAGGUGGAGGCAAAGGAAAGAAAGGUAAGCAGAGGUUCAUGACAAGGUUGCCCGCCGGCCUGGAGGGCUGCAGGUCUCACACCAAUCGUGGUGACCCAAUCUGUUUUGCAUUCAAUCUGGGAGGAUGCCCUACCAAAGGGCAGAAGUGCGAGAAAGGCCUGCACAUUUGCGCAGUGCCUAAGUGCGGUGCUCACAACCAUGGUGCAGCGCAGUGCCCAAAGCGGGCUCAGGGUGGCUCGUGA
Molecule: messenger RNA, 4956 nt
Organism: Symbiodinium sp. CCMP2592
Lineage: Eukaryota; Dinophyceae; Suessiales; Symbiodiniaceae
Source: the annotation of a GenBank genome assembly